This is a messenger RNA of Anopheles marshallii, 1311 nucleotides long. RefSeq lists its product as uncharacterized. The record is from RefSeq and is a predicted model, not a curated record. Bases 1 to 1311 code for a protein of 436 amino acids. NCBI's taxonomy places the organism in Eukaryota, Metazoa, Arthropoda, Insecta, Diptera, Culicidae. The transcript is spliced from 3 exons.
AUGGUUUUCGCGAGCUACAAUAGUGCCUCGUACUUGCUGCCGCUGGAUAAUGAUCAGAGCGUGUCGUUCUAUCGGAACGAGAACCGACUGUUCCCAACUGCCAUCGGCCCGUCCGCGGGUGGUGUUGCACCCCCACCCGGAAGAAACAACAGUACCACCUCCGCCAACGAUAUGAGCAUUACCGACAUGCUGACCGCGGCGUACCAUCACGAGAUGCAGCAGCAGCACCCGGUCGUCGGAGGCAGUGGUGGUGGCGCUAGCGGUGAAAACAUAACCGCGGGUGAUUGCCCUUUCGGCCGGGUUCAAUCACCAGCCGCGCAACAGCAGCAGCAGCAACAACAACAACACCAGUCCCACCAGCCACAACAGUUACCGGUGCAGCAGUACCAUCGUUUCGGAGGAACCAUUGCCAUGUGCGAUGAUUUCCAACCCGUCGGUUACUUUAACGGGUCAUCCAACGGUUACUAUGGAUUUGUCCCGUCACUAGCUCCAACAGGUGGUGACGGUGGUGGUGGAGCUGGCGGACAUACGAGCAAUAACAACGUUCUUCCGGGUGCUGCCGUCAACAACAAUUGCCACCCCCCAGCAACAGCGGCAAAUGUCAACGGUCACCUGUCGGCAAUCGAUUUCCAUGGCAACCAACACCAUAUCAGCUGUAAUGAUGCCGGUGAACAAAACAAUAAUAAUAACAAUAACAACGACGGGGAUGACACCGGGAUCUUCCAUGUGCAACAACCGUUCCCGGUGCAACGGGUCGCACAGAAGCGUAAAGAGUUUAAUCAGCCACUGCAGCACGAAGAUGAGGCAAUGGACACGAAUGUACAGCUGGCAGCGGCGGUGGGACAACAGUAUCCGAAACGGCGAAAAACCGACACGGACCAGAACGCCGGAAUGGGGGGUUUCCCGGUAACGACGAGUGGCCCAUUUCCUGGAAGCAAUAGUGGAGUGUCGUACCAGCAUCAGGUAGAAAUACACGAGCCGACCGUUGACGCGAUGGAAUGUCAGGAUCAGCCUGCCCAGCAACAUCCCGCCGUGACGCUGCAAUCUAACCCGAAUGGAUUCCACACCGUGGACAUUCAGCAUCCCGCCGGACAGCAGCCAACAAGCAAGAUUCAGAGGAGGGACAUACUGUUGAACAGCUUCAUCGGUGCUAGGGACGAUCGUGUCGCGAUGCCGUGUCCAGCCAGUGUUCCAGGGCUUCCGGUUUGUUUGGAUCGUACCGCACGGUACGAGCACGACAAGAAGGGUCGCCACGGGUGGGAUCUGGAUCUGUUCCACAGUUUGCACGGUACUGGUGGCGGUUACCGGUAG